Messenger RNA from Funneliformis geosporum, 306 nucleotides. The record is from the annotation of a GenBank genome assembly. NCBI's taxonomy places the organism in Eukaryota, Fungi, Glomeromycota, Glomeromycetes, Glomerales, Glomeraceae.
AUGACUAACAUUAUCCUAAUUUUGAUUAUAAUCGCCCUCGUGGCUUAUUACUACCGGCAAAGAAGCUUAACUAGCCCAGAUAGUCCCGAUAAAUUCGCCCAAAUCCAACAAACUAAUCGCACCCUCGCUAGUUUCUUAAAAAAUGAACUAGGUGGGCAAGAUUUAAACGAAUUACGCCUUAAACUUAACGGCCAAACUUUAAGCGAGAUUUUAGAAGAGAAUGAAACUCGGGAGACUGAAAACGACACUCUUACCCGCACUAAAAACGAACUCCAAGAAGAAAUAAUCAGCCUAAAUACUGCUUGA